AUGGGAAUUCUCUCGGGAUCUAUUCCUUGGUUCACUAUGAUGGUUGUUCACAAAAAAUCUGAACUACUUCAGAAAGUUGAUGAUACAAUGGCAGUAUUUCACACUCAUGCUAUUGCAGGAAGCCUCGGCGGAAUACUAACUGGUUUAUUUGCGGAACCAAAAUUAAACCGUUUAUUUUACUCCACAGAAGCCAAGUACAUUGGCCUUUUCUAUGGUUUACAAAUGGGUGAAGUCAAAAACGGAUUCCGGCAGCUAGGACUUCAGUUGUCAGGAAUUGUGUUUGUGGCUGGUCUUAAUAUUAUAGUCACAUCCAUCAUUUGUCUGUUCAUUCAACUAUUUGUACCUUUAAGAAUGUCUGAGAAGCACAUAGAGAUUGGAGAUGAAAUCAUACAUGGUGAAGAAGCUUAUGCUAUGUGGGGAGAUGAUGAAAAACAAAACGUUUAA
Papaver somniferum (opium poppy) is the source of this 444-nucleotide messenger RNA. Its product is annotated as ammonium transporter 3 member 2-like. Gene Ontology annotation, molecular function: ammonium channel activity. Gene Ontology annotation, cellular component: plasma membrane. The transcript has a single exon. The record is from RefSeq and is a predicted model, not a curated record. The coding region runs from base 1 to 444 and encodes 147 amino acids. Gene Ontology annotation, biological process: ammonium transmembrane transport. NCBI's taxonomy places the organism in Eukaryota, Viridiplantae, Streptophyta, Magnoliopsida, Ranunculales, Papaveraceae.